Messenger RNA from Puntigrus tetrazona (Sumatra barb), 1985 nucleotides. RefSeq lists its product as uncharacterized. NCBI's taxonomy places the organism in Eukaryota, Metazoa, Chordata, Actinopteri, Cypriniformes, Cyprinidae. The record is from RefSeq and is a predicted model, not a curated record. Gene Ontology annotation, molecular function: monoatomic cation channel activity. Bases 1114 to 1737 code for a protein of 207 amino acids. The transcript has 2 exons.
AAAUGCAGUGUUUUUUUCUUUGCUUUGUGACUUUGUAAAUGCACUACACGAAUACGAAAAAAUGAAACGGACGAAGCUGCUCAAUCUCAAAAGGCUUUAUAUACAUUUAAAGAGAAUUUUAUAUAUGUUUAUUUACCUACACACUAUGUAUAUGUUUUCCUGUUGGUGAAAACGUUCGCCAAUGCCUAGAUAUUCCCAAGUUGCCUCUUACAUUUAGCAGUACUAGAAAAAAGAGACGCUUAUUUAAUAAAUGCAUCAUAUGCUCAUCGCAGAUUUUAUUUUUGAUAUCUCUCAUUACCGUUUCUCGCACAUGUUUAUCUUUACGUUGACCGGUGUUUCCAGACGCUUCGAAUAUGCAGUCAAAAACCGAAAAGUGAAACCAACCCACGAUGGAUUUUGCAACCGUACAACUUGAAAACAUGUCAUUUCAUCAUCACAUCGCGAACGUCUUUAAGCACUCAAAAGGACCGAAAAUGGAUUUUGUCACAUAACGGACUCGCUUUCGCUCACUGGUUGUACACGCGCGGGACUCUUGCAAUGCCAUGUUUGAAGAAAAUAAAAACACAUUCUCUGUGCAAAUGUACACAGCUAGAGGAGGAGAAAAAAGUUUUAUAAUUUUAUAGUUGAUUUGUACGUCCGGUUUGCUUGUAUUUUCUGGAAAUGUAUUAAAUGUAGAACUUUUAUACAAAACGAUGUACACGGUAUAUUGGUCCGUCUUCACUUUGGGUUGAAGUGUUUUAUAAUUAGGCUAUAAAAUAAACUAGCUUGAUAUUGCACUGUGCAAUCGUACUGGUUGCUGUCGUAUAUAAGGGGAAAUGAAGGACAUUUAUUGUUUAAAUACAUAUAGAUGCACCUAAUGUGAUUUUGGACCAAGAGCUAUGAAAUAAAAUGGGUUUUCUUGCCAUUUUCAAUGCGUUUAGUUGUUAUUGAAAUAUAAGCCUCCACCGUAUUUGCAUGCCUAAAUGUAUAAGAACAAUGGCUUAUUCAUGUUGCGUGUAAAAUUCCUUUUAUUUUCUUCCUUGUUCAACAGGUUCACUAUCAUUUCCAUUCCAUUUCCCUUUCAACAGAAGGUACAUCCAAAGCCUCGAAGUAACCGAUUUUACUUUGGCGAAGAUGUCGUUACCAAAGCAAUUUCCGAACUACCUGGAAAAACGGCUCAGAAAACCUUCAGAAUUGGGCACGUUGCCAUUUACCGUUGCAUUAAUCGUUCUGGAAAUGUUGAUGGAUCAGGAAUUUUCGUGCCCAUGCACCCCGGGCCUUAACGCCAUAUUGAUCAGCUUCAUCUUUCUUGGACCCGCUCUUCUGGCUCUGACUGUGCUGAUGUUCAUGAGAAGGCCUUGCAGACGUAAACUGCAGAACGUCGCAGAGCUUUUAUUAUUUAGUCUGAUUCCCUCUUCGUUGUGGAUUUUUCUGCUGUUGUUUGAGGGUAAAUAUGUCGCUUGUGGCAUGGCACACUGGGACGGAGAUUACGUCUUGGAUGAGAAGCUCCAAAUGAAAUGGUGCAAACCCGCUGGGGUGAACGGAACCGAACUGCGAGACCUGACAGAAAAAAUCACUUUCUACUCGAGGAUCUCAGCUUUAGUGCUACUGUUGGUUCUCUGCAUUUCAAUCUUAAGUGGCAUCAUUUACAGUGACUGUAAGAAGAGAACAGUGGAGCAACUGGAUGAACGCAGUGAACCAACUCGACAGACAUCUCUCAGCGGCUCAGAGGCUGAUGUACAGCUGCAAGCAGUCUGAACACUUAUUCCUUCCCUUUUUUCUGAGUACAUUCAUGUUCAUUUUAAUGUACAUUUAUUAUUUUCUUAACUUUUUUCUAUUGGAAUGUUCUUUUAGAUGCUUUGGGGGGAUUUUUACUGGUAAAAAUUAUUACUGUGAAAGUUAGAGACUAAGAUCAGUAACUCCAUUGCUUGAAUGAAAGUAUUCUACUGGUUUAUCUGUAUUAUCUGUAUUAACCUGAAUGAAAUGUUUUCCAUUUUUGUAUUUAA